GUGCUAGCCUGUCAAGUCUUGAAUUGACCUUUUGUUAUACCGAAAGAAAGGAAUUAGAAAGAACUCAUUUGAUUUUCUUACAUUAAGACAUUAAGCUACAUUGUCCAUUCUCAAGGAAAAGAAGAAGGAAACCAAAAAAAAAGCAUUUAAAAUUUAUACUCUUCACUCUUGAGAUACUUCCUUAUUUUACCCCCCCACUCUGCUGCUAAAUAAAUAAGUAAAAUGCUACGCGUCGCAAAAAAGGCUAUUUUUAUUCGUAGACCACCAAACUUCUUUAACACUGGAGUACGCGCCUUCUCUACAACAACGACAAAAAAAGAACAAGUCGAAGUAUUUAUUGAUGGAAAGUCUGUAAUGAUUGAACAAGGAUCUGCAUUGAUUCAGGCCUGUGAGAAGGCUGGUGUCGAUAUCCCUCGUUUUUGUUAUCAUGAGCGUUUAUUAGUGGCUGGAAAUUGUCGUAUGUGUCUUGUCGAAGUCGAACGCUCUCCCAAACCAAUUGCAUCUUGUGCAUAUCCCGUUAUGCCUGGCAUGAAAGUAAAAACCAACACUCCUCUUGUUCACAAGGCUCGUGAAGGUGUUAUGGAAUUUCUUUUGUACAACCAUCCUUUGGACUGUCCUGUGUGUGACCAAGGUGGCGAGUGUGAUUUGCAAGACCAAAGCAUGCGGUACGGAAGUGACCGUGGACGGUUUAAUGAACCCACUGGAAAACGCGCAGUAGAGGAUAAAUACUUUGGUCCAUUGAUUAAGACUGAAAUGACACGCUGUAUCCAGUGUACACGCUGUAUCCGUUUUGCGAAUGAGGUUGCAGGGGCUCCUGAGCUUGGUUCCACAGGUAGAGGCAAUGACAUGCAGAUCGGAACCUACAUUGAUAUGACAAUAAGCUCUGAAAUGUCGGGAAAUGUUAUCGACCUAUGCCCUGUUGGUGCACUCACUUCCAAGCCAUACCAAAUGACCUCUAGACCUUGGGAACUGAAGAAGUAUGAAACUAUUGAUGUUUCCGAUGCAAUUGGUUCCAAUAUUCGUAUUGAUACACGUGGGCCUGAAGUGAUGCGCAUACUCCCUCGCCUCAACGAUGGCAUCAAUGAAGAGUGGAUUUCUGAUAAGACCCGGUUCUUCUACGAUGGUCUAAAGGUUCAGCGUCUCAUUACUCCACUUGUGCGUGAGGGUGACCGCUUUGUUCCAUAUACCUGGGAAAAUGCACUUGCCCGUGUGAGCGAAGAACUUACAAAGGCCAAAGGAAACAGCGCAAAGGCAAUUGCUGGUAAUCUUGCUGAUGUGGAGUCCAUGGUUGCAUUGAAGGAUCUCUUCAACCGCCUUGGAUCCGAAAAUUUGACUGUUGAUGCUCCUAAUGGGUCAAAGCCACUGUCAUUGAAUACCGACUUUAGGUCAAACUACAUUUUGAAUUCAACUAUUAGUGGAGUUGAGGAUGCAGACCUUGUUUUGAUUAUUGGAUCUGAUCCUCGUCAUGAAGCACCAAUAUUGAACACUCGUUUUAGAAAAGCGUAUAUACAAAACGAGCAAGACUUUGGUCUUAUUGGAGAAAAGGUAGAUUUGACAUAUGACUAUGUACAUCUUGGCGAGAACGGCAAGGCUAUCGAUUCGCUUUUGGAUGGAUCUCACCCAUUUGCCAAACGUCUUGUUGAAGCCAAAAAGCCGUUGAUUCUGGUUGGAUCUGGUGUAAUCGAAAAAUCCAAGGACAGCGAAUAUGUACUUUCCAAAGUAGCUGAAUUGGCCAACAAGCUUAAGGAUACCAUCUUUCAAGAUGGUUGGAAUGGAUUCAAUGUACUUCAGCAUUGUGCAAGCCGAGUCGGAGCUUACGAAGUUGGCUUUGUCCCCCAUCCAGAUGCUAGUGAAACACCAGUAAAGUUUCUUUAUCUCUUAAAUGCAGAUGAAAUAUCUCCCAAGGAUAUUCCUAAGGAUGCAUUCGUAGUAUACCAAGGACAUCAUGGUGAUGUUGGUGCACAGUAUGCCGAUGUUGUUUUACCUGGUUCCGCAUUCACAGAAAAGAAUUCCACAUACGUUAAUGCUGAUGGUCGCACGCAAAUAACUCGAGCUGCAAUUGAACCUCCUGGGGCUUCCCGUGAAGAUUGGAAGAUCAUUCGUGCUCUUUCAGAAGUUGCAGGACACACUCUUCCAUACGAUGACUUGUCUUCUGUUCGCUCUCGUUUGUCAGAAAUCAGUCCCUUGUUGGUACGUUGUGACACAGUAGAGAAGUCUUCUUUUGCUCCACUUGGCCUGUCAACUCUUCAGAAGACAAAUACUCGCAGCUCCGGUGAGGUUCUGUCAUCUGUGAUUAAGAAUUUCUACCAGACGGAUCCAAUCUCUCGAGCAUCAAGUACAAUGGCUAAGUGUUCAAAGACGUGGGUCCAAGGAAAGCCAGCAAUUGAUGAACUUGACAAAGCUUCUGCCUAAUUGAUUCGUACGCUUUUUAUUUUGUUUUAUUUUGUUUUAAAAUGAAUAAAUAAAUGGAUAGCUAUUUUAUGGCUGUUGCAAUUGAAUUG
Messenger RNA from Phycomyces blakesleeanus NRRL 1555(-), 2501 nucleotides. Its product is annotated as NADH dehydrogenase Fe-S protein subunit 1 NDUFS1. The record is from RefSeq and is a predicted model, not a curated record. Gene Ontology annotation, biological process: ATP synthesis coupled electron transport. Gene Ontology annotation, molecular function: NADH dehydrogenase (ubiquinone) activity; iron-sulfur cluster binding. The transcript has 7 exons. Gene Ontology annotation, cellular component: membrane. NCBI's taxonomy places the organism in Eukaryota, Fungi, Mucoromycota, Mucoromycetes, Mucorales, Phycomycetaceae. Bases 223 to 2412 code for a protein of 729 amino acids.